AUGGCUGUACUUCCCGAGAACCUCGAUCACAAGCCCAGCCAUGAUACAAGACAAAAGAUUUUCCAGGCCUUCUUUGGCACCAGUCUUGCAAGAGUAAACCACAAUCACUCACAGCAAUAUUUCAGUUAUUAUGAGCGAGAAUUGGCAAUGCUGAAGUUUGGUUCCUUGACUUCAACAGCAACGUCAAGGAACGAAUUGCUUGUGACCACACACACGGACUUGAUCGAAAUAGUAGACGUUGUGCGUUCGGCAGCAGACAACAAACUGAACCUCAUCCAAGCACUUCAAAAAAGGCAUCCAGGGACAGAUGCUACCGCAUCACGAACAUUAAAUCUUUUUGUGAGACUGUGGUUGAUGUUGAACGUCCGCGAGGCAGAAGCCUUGUUGCACGCUCCACAAACAUAUCUCUUGCAUUGGAGUGACAAGCAGACGUUGCCAGAGUUCGUGGCGGAAGCAUUCCCGACCUCAAGGUGGAAGAUUGAAGCCAAAGACAGUCGGCUGCAUCCCUCAUUCACUGCAGUCUUCAUGGUGGACAUCUGUGGCUUGAAGCUGGAAUGGACAGACUGUCUCGCGGAUCAUCUGAGACUUGAUCGACGACAUAACGCUCUGAGGGUUUAUUCGUACAAGGGGUUGCUUCAGGCUCACCUCAAUACCUACCAGAGUACUGGUGCAAAUAAUGAAAGUCCCCUUCCCGAAAGGCUCCUCAUGGAGACGAUAUGGAGUCUGAACCUCCUCUUUCCGCAGUGGGAUCAAAAUACCAACGCCUUGCUCAAGAAGCACCAACAGACCUUUCAGCAAGCAGGGCCCUACAACGGACCGCCGACGCUGAACCUUGCCGAAUUUCAAUAUUGGCGAGAUCGAUUGAUGGAACUUCAUGAUGUAGUUUUUCUGGCUCCUCCGGCAAGUUGGGCCCAGCUGUGGCGGGACCGUCGAAAUCCUCAACAAUUCUGGACGUUCUGGUUGGCACUGGUCAUUUUGUGGUUGACGUUGAUCUCGACGGUAGCGGGCAUCGUGCAGGCGUGGGCUUCGAUAAAGAGUCUAGAUAGUUGA
Messenger RNA from Exophiala oligosperma, 1050 nucleotides. RefSeq lists its product as uncharacterized. The record is from RefSeq and is a predicted model, not a curated record. Bases 1 to 1050 code for a protein of 349 amino acids. The transcript is spliced from 2 exons. Lineage: Eukaryota; Fungi; Ascomycota; Eurotiomycetes; Chaetothyriales; Herpotrichiellaceae.